CUCAACUGCUCCUGUCUGUAGACAGCCUGCUUUCUUUCUUCUUGGGACUUAUAUUACCUACCUAAUCUUUCAUUCUCCUCUUCCUACUCCUAUCAUCAUGUCCACCGUGCAGUACACUCCCCGGAUACCUGCCCACGAGCUCGAAGAGACUAGCGACGCCAUCGACGAAGUCAACGUCCUGCGGGGCAGGCUCUGGAACGAGGAGUCUGAGUUUGACAAAUCAAAAGACAAAACGCAGUUCCGACAGUACGAAUCCGCCUGUGACCGUGUCAAGGCUUUCUACAAGGAACAACACGAAAAACAGACAGUCGAGUUCAAUAUCCGCGCUCGAGUCAAUUUCAAGACCAAGUCGCGAGGCCGUAUGGGCGUGUGGGAGGCCAUUGAGCUACUGAACACGCUCGUUGAUGAAUCCGACCCUGAUACCAGCGUAUCCCAAAUCGAGCAUCUCCUCCAAACCGCUGAGGCCAUUCGCCGUGAUGGAAAGCCAGAAUGGAUGCAAGUGGCGGGGCUUGUCCAUGAUCUCGGGAAACUGCUGCUCAUCUUCGGCUCGGAGGGCCAGUGGGACGUCGUUGGUGAUACCUUUGUCGUCGGCUGCAAGUUCUCCGAUAAAAUUAUCUAUCAUGAGACUUUCGCUGGAAACCCCGAUUCGUACGACGAGGUUUACUCGACGGAGUACGGUAUCUAUAAACCAAACUGCGGUCUGGACAACGUCAUGCUCUCCUGGGGUCACGAUGAGUAUCUAUACAACGUCUUCAAGGACCAGAGUUACCUCCCUCCUGAGGCAUUGGCCAUGAUUCGUUACCACUCUUUCUACCCCUGGCACAGAGAAGGCGCUUACAAGCACUUGUGCAACGAAAAAGACGAAGAGAUCCUCGCUGCCGUCAAGGCCUUCAACCCCUACGAUCUCUACAGCAAAAGCGACGAACGAUGCGACGUUGAGAAGCUCAAGCCCUACUACCAAUCCUUAAUCGCAAAAUACUUCCCUCCAGAACUCGACUGGUAA
Coprinopsis cinerea okayama7#130 is the source of this 1003-nucleotide messenger RNA. RefSeq names its product myo-inositol oxygenase. The record is from RefSeq and is a predicted model, not a curated record. The transcript has 6 exons. The coding region runs from base 98 to 1003 and encodes 301 amino acids. NCBI's taxonomy places the organism in Eukaryota, Fungi, Basidiomycota, Agaricomycetes, Agaricales, Psathyrellaceae. Gene Ontology annotation, cellular component: cytoplasm. Gene Ontology annotation, biological process: inositol catabolic process. Gene Ontology annotation, molecular function: inositol oxygenase activity; iron ion binding.